AUGCACACGCACAGCAGCAGGGUGGAGGAGGACGCGGCGAUCACGCUCACAGAGGCUGACGAGCUGGAUGGCGCCCUGGACCUCUUCAUGGAGGGCGCAAACUUCGCCUUCCGCAUCAGAAACGGCCGCCCCCGCUUCAACCCCACGCAGCAGGCGCAGUUCCGGCAGCUGAAGCGGCGCUUCGGGGCCGAAUUCACGCACACGGGCCUGGUCGGGCUGCUGCAGGAGCGGCGCGCCGCCAAGCUGGCCGCCGAGGCGGCCGCGGCCGCCGCCGCGCAGGCGCAGCAGGCGGCGGCGGCGCAGCAGGCUGCGGCCCAGGCGGCGGCGCGGGCGCGGCAGCAGGCGGCGACGCAAUCGCAGGCGCAGGCGGCCGCGGCGGCGCGGGCGCGGCAGCCGGCGGCGCCGCAGUCGCAUGGGGCGGUCACGCAGGCCGCGGCGCUGCUGGCAGCGCAGCAGGCGCAGGAGCGGAUGCAGCAGCAGCGGCCGCAGCCGCCGCAGUUCUCGGCGGCGCAGCUGGAGCAGUGGAUGCGCAUGCCGCCCCAAAACAUGAAGGGCGCGCUGGUCGCCCGCCCUCUAGAUCACCUGCAAGCGCUCGCAAGGCAGUUUGACCUGCUCAUUGCCCAGCCGCAGUCGCAGGUGCGGGCGAUGCAGCUGCAGAUGCUCAAGGCUGAGGUGGCGUUGGCCAUACGCCUGCGGUGGAACGCGACGGUGCUGGCGCAGCAGCGACAGCAGCAGCAGCAGCAGCAGCAGCAGCAGCAGCAGCAGCAGCAGCAGCAGCAGCAGCAGCGACAUCAGCAGCAGCAGCAGCAGCAGCAGCAGCAGCAGCAGCAGCAGCCGGCGGGCCAGGGCGCGCAGCUGCCGCACGGUGCCCAGCCGCCUGUACGAGAUCUUGCGUCACAACUAGAGUUGCUGCGACAAGCGCAGCGGCAACAGCAACAGCUGCUGCAGCAGCAGCAGCAGCAGCAGCAGCAGCAGCAGCCGCCCCACAGGGAAAUCAGGAGGCUGCCGCCAGGGAUGCAGCUGGCCGGUCCGCGCCCACCCGCCGCGCAGCCCCCCUCGCACCCGCAGCCCGGCGCCCCGUCCCCGCAACCGCCGCCCGCCCGCACCCCCGCCCCGGCGGCGCCGGCGGCCGCUCAGGGCGGGGCGGCGGCCUCGCAGGGCGGCGCGGCGGCCGCGGACGUCGCCAUCACGAGGAGCCUGCUGAACGAAUUGGAGUCGCGGCUGGGCGCCUCGGAGCCCGUUCGAUUCCAGGCGGCGGCGCUUUUUUUGGCCCUGAGGAACCUGGGCGCGUCUGCCGGCCGGCCGGGCGUGACAGAGCAGCAGGAAGCGCUCCUGACUCAGCACAUGCUGCCCCUUUCAGAGCCGGACAAGCUGGUGCUGCGUCGCGCUUUGCCGCUGAUAGGGGCGCGCCUCCCGGGCGCCGCGGUUGCGCCCGCGGGGGCGGCGGCGCUGCCGGCGCCGCGGCUGCCGCAGCAGCCGUCCCCACCGCAGGCGCGUCCCCAGCCCGCCGCUUCGGCGCCCGCUCCGGCGCUCGCGAAGCGGGCCGCAGGGCCCGGGCCGGACGGCGGGGGCGGCGGCGGCAGCGCCACCAAGCGCGCGCGGGCCGACAGCGCGCCUGCGCCUGCGCUUGCUCCCGCUUUGGCGUCCCCCGCCGCGCCGCGUGCGGCGUCGCAGGGGGCGCCGCCUGCGGCACGCCGGCAGGGGCCCUCGCCAGCGACAGGGCCGGGCGCCAGCGGCAGCAGCGGCAGCGGCGGCGGCGCCGCCGCCGCCGCCGCGGGCCAGCGCAUGGAGGUUCUUGAUCUGACUUUGGACGACGACUGA
Monoraphidium neglectum is the source of this 1821-nucleotide messenger RNA. RefSeq lists its product as hypothetical. The record is from RefSeq and is a predicted model, not a curated record. NCBI's taxonomy places the organism in Eukaryota, Viridiplantae, Chlorophyta, Chlorophyceae, Sphaeropleales, Selenastraceae. The transcript has 2 exons. The coding region runs from base 1 to 1821 and encodes 606 amino acids.